Vespa velutina is the source of this 2048-nucleotide messenger RNA. RefSeq lists its product as uncharacterized. The record is from RefSeq and is a predicted model, not a curated record. NCBI's taxonomy places the organism in Eukaryota, Metazoa, Arthropoda, Insecta, Hymenoptera, Vespidae. Bases 183 to 767 code for a protein of 194 amino acids. Gene Ontology annotation, cellular component: lysosomal membrane. The transcript has 5 exons.
UUGACAGCACUGAUCAACGUUUGACAAUAAGAGUAAACUCUAAGAGAUUGGUUUAAGGGCGAUUUACUAUUGAUUGUUCGUUCAUUUUAUUUAAAAGUUGAAAUAAUAUAAUAUUCUUAAAAAAAAAAUAUUCACAAAUAGUCGUGUGUGUGCGUGUGCUCGAUGAGCGUCCACACUGUAUAAUGUGGAAAUACACUUUAAUUCCAGUUACGAUUAUUUUAGUGUGUCUGUCAAAAUGUGAGGCACAGUAUGAUGAUAAAAGAUGCAAAUGUAUUUGCCCAAGUCUUUCUUCUGUGAUAAAUACCACACAACCUUCGUUAGACCGAUUAAUUUUUAUCAUUAAUGUCCCACCAUCACAAUGUAAAUGUGAAGAUGUUGUUUUACCAAAAUUAGGAGAUCAAAUAAAGACUAAGGAAGAAAUUUUUUGUCCUAGAUGCGACUGCAAAUAUGAAAAUAGAAAUACAACUAUUAUUAAAAUUGUCGUUAUAAUUGUUAUUUGGGUUAUAUCAUUGUUAGUAAUUUAUAUGUUAUUCUUAAUUUGCUUGGAUCCAUUAUUGAAUAAAAGAAUUCAUAAAAAUACAACUAAUAUUGGCUAUCAUGAACAUAAUAAUGAAGAGGAUGAUGCAUCAGUAGCACCUGGAUCUUCUCACCCGAUGGGAGAAAGGGGAAAUGUUCUAAAUCGUGUAGGGCAUCAACAAGAUAAAUGGAAGAGACAAGUUCGAGAACAGCGACGUAAUAUUUAUGACCGACAUACUAUGCUUAAUUGAAAUGUACAGUUGAUUAUGACAAAAUACUGAAUAUCAUGAAUAAUGUAUUACACAUCUCCAAAUAUAAAUAUGAUAAAUAAGAAAAUCUUUACAAUCUACAGAUUUUUAAUGCAGCAAAUAUAUAAAAGUAUAUAAAAGUUUGCUUAGCGCUGCUAUUAUUUUAAAUAUAUUAUAAAGAUUAUUAUAAGUAUGAUAUUCUUCUAAUAUUUUUAUUUAUUCAUCUUUCUUCCAAUUGAACAAAGAUACUAUAAUAUGUAAUAUAAUAUAUAUGAUUCAUUGUUAAACCAAAAUUUAAGUCAUUAUAAAAACAUAAGCUUCCAAAAAUUUCAUUUUAUUUUUAUUUUUAAAAUGAAAGAAGAUGGAUAUCAAUGUAGAAAGUUAUCUAUGAAUAUCUUAAGAAAUAAACCAAAAUAAAUCAUAAGAUAUGUAUUAAUGAUUUAAAUGGUUUAUAAAUAUAUUUCAAAAUAUAUUUCAUGUAAAAAACAAUAUAACACAUAAUAUUUUUAUUGAAUUUAUAAAUAUACAAAAUAAAUUGCUAUGUUGAAUCUUUAAAUAUUAUAUUUGAAAUUUUAUUUUUAAUAGGAGCAUACAUUGUUAAAACAAGAGCAGCACCUGUCCCUCGAAGAAUAUUUGAAAAUGCUCCCUUGAAGAAAGCUGAUGGUCCUUCAUUAAUUAAUAUUUUCUUCCAACAAUCCAAAGUAUUUUUGUACAUCACUUCUUCUUUACUGAGUCCUGACUGCAUCAUCAUUCUUCUUCUGACUGUAUCUAAAGGGUAUGAUAAAAGUCCUGACAAAGCUGUUACAGUCUGAAAAAUCAUUAAGAGUUAUAUGAAUAAGAAUAGUAUAUAUAUAUAUAUAUAUAUCAUAUAUUAUCAUAUAUUAUCUUUCUAAUUUUUUAAUCACAGUUUAUAAAAUAAAUUAUCUUUUUUAAGACAAUAUAAGAACUUACUUCAGCAAUCAUAAAGUUAACAUAUAUUGGAGUAGCUUUUGGAUCUUUAAACAAAAUUUGAGCUGUGUCAUAAAGUCCAAAAUACGCUGCACGAUACAUAAUAAUUCCUUGGACACUCACACUGAAUCCUCUAUAUAAACCAAACAAGCCAUCCGAUUUAAAAAUUUUUAAUAAACAAUCUUUCAUUCCAGUAAAUUCUCUUUGAGCACCUUUCCCAACAUCUGCAGCUAAUCUAUUAUAUAAUUGUAAAUAAUAAUAUUCAUUUCUACUAAGUUCAUUAUAUGGUUAUAUCUUAUUUAUUAUACCUAGUACGAGCAAAAUCAAGUGGAUAUA